AUGAAAGUCCCUUACUUGGUUAAUAUGAAUAUCUACGAGGCUUAUGCCCCACUGCCUACAAUGACGAUGUCACCUGGAGAGGCUCCUCGGAAGAUCAGAGCUGAGGACUUUGAGUGGGAUACCGACACGACACCUGCUCCACUUACAUUUUACGCUGCUCUCCAACUAUCAAGAAUGUUCGACACCCUCAAUCCAUUGAAGAAAAUCCUUCAGAAAGACAUCGACAUGCUGAUGGACUUAUAUCCUGCUAGCAUUAAAUUGAAAUACAGCGUCCCUAACAUUAAGGAUGAACAAUAUUGGAAACGAUCAUUUGAGACUAAAUUCCCUUCCAAGAAGGAGUUGGGAAAUAUUUUCUGGAAAGGCACUUACUUAUCCGCAUGUCUUCAAGACUAUUUGGAGUCUGUUAACCCUGACGUUUUUAGAGAAGAUGAAGCUGUAGAACUUGCUACACUGGUCAGUCCAUAUAUUUACUUCUUUGGAAUCAACCAGCUGCAAAUGGUGCGUCAACCGACACCUCCCCUACCUUCCGAUAUAGUUGAAGACACGUGCGAAUUUAGUAUUCCAAAAGUCUACGACCAUAUCCCCAUGGAGCCAGUUUUAGCCAAACUAUAUAACCUCCAAGAAAUAUCAUUAGUGUUUGGUAUUAAUAAUCUAGAUGAUAGAUAUUUGACGAGAUAUUUCGAAUUUUCAUUGGCUGAUUGCGAUUCUAUUUGCCGUGGACUAGAAGACUUGAGACAUUUGAGAGUAUUUCGCAUCAAUAGAAGUAAUCUAGAUUGUUCUAAAGUAAAACUGAUUCUUCAAAGUCUUGUCAAAAAGGCGAGUAUUGAGGAAUUGGAUUUUAAUCAUUGUAAAAUUGGUGAUUACGGUAUGAAAGCACUGGGUGGUUUUAUUUAUAUGCAUGAAAAUGUAAAAGUGGUGAGAAUAGCCAACAACAGAUUUAAAGAAGAAGGUAUCCAAGGAGUCGCUUAUGCUUUGCAGAUGAAACCAGCGGCUCCUAUCGAACUUUUAGACUUCAGCUUGAACCCGAUGUCUCUAGAAUGUGCGACUAUGUUCGCGGCAGCAUUUGUCAGGUGCAAGGAAAAACCGCAAACUUUGAUCGUUAACUCUUGUGGUUUUAGCGGAGCAUCCGCUGAAAAGAUGGCGGGUCUCCUCAGCUUGAAUCGUGGUCUCACUAGGUUGGAUAUAGCCGCCAAUGAUUUGUCAGGUGACGCCGAAGCAACUUUAAUUCGUGCUCUUGAAAGGAACAGGAAGAUCCUCAAAUUGGACCUACGAAGAACUAAAAUUUCAGAUGAAUCGCUAGCGAAGGUAGAGGAAAUUUUGAAACGCAACAAGAAUCUUCUGGGACAAGAGUUGGAGCCCAGUGACGAAAUACCUCCUCUGUACCUUAACGAACCAGAGUACCUUAUCUGGGAGUACAAUCCUAAUAAUCCAGAACACAUACCUGGAAGGUACCCGCCGAGAGUGCCAGAAGUAUAG
Spodoptera littoralis (African cotton leafworm) is the source of this 1476-nucleotide messenger RNA. The record is from the annotation of a GenBank genome assembly. Lineage: Eukaryota; Metazoa; Arthropoda; Insecta; Lepidoptera; Noctuidae.